Trametes versicolor FP-101664 SS1 is the source of this 2190-nucleotide messenger RNA. Its product is annotated as subtilisin-like protein. Bases 168 to 2039 code for a protein of 623 amino acids. The transcript has 6 exons. NCBI's taxonomy places the organism in Eukaryota, Fungi, Basidiomycota, Agaricomycetes, Polyporales, Polyporaceae. Gene Ontology annotation, biological process: proteolysis. The record is from RefSeq and is a predicted model, not a curated record. Gene Ontology annotation, molecular function: serine-type endopeptidase activity; tripeptidyl-peptidase activity.
GAGUUUACCUCUGCCUGGCGACGGUCGGGGCUCGCACGCAUCAUUCGGCGGCCAGGGCGAGGUGCGGUAUAUAACGCUCCCCGCGAUGGUACGUCGUGCACCUUUCUCCCCCGAGGUCCCCGUGGUCCCUUCGUUCUCACUCUCACUUUCGUUCACUCUCUUCCACAAUGGUUGCAGCCGGCCUGCUCGUUCUCUCUCUUUUCUCUCUCGUCCUCGGCAAGCCGCUCACGCUCUCGUCGGAGCGCCUCGUCGUGCGAUCCCAGGUGGACGUUCCUACCGGAUUCUCUUAUCAGCGCAAGGCCACGGCGGAGCAGACCCUGAACCUCCGCAUCGCGCUCACUCAGAACAACGCCACCGGACUCGAGUCGGCGUUGUACGAUGUCAGUGACCCCACGAGCGAGAACUACGGCCACCACUUGACCAAGGCUGAGGUCGAGGCUAUGGUUGCUCCCAGUGCGGAAACCGUCAGCAAGGUCGCGGCGUGGUUGGGCAAGAACAACAUCACUGCCCAGACUAUCUCCCCCGCGGGUGACUGGUUGAGCAUCAGCGUGCCCGUCGCCCAGGCGAACACUCUCCUGAACGCUCAGUUCGAGGAGUACACCUGGGACAAAACGAACAAGACGGUCAUCCGUACGCUUGCGUACUCGAUUCCGGAGACGCUCCAGGAGCACCUGCAGUUCAUCUACCCGGCGACGCAGUUCAUCCCCCCGGUUGAGCGUCACACUCCUGCGUUCGAGAUUGUCAACCUCCCUCGCAAGUCCAAGCGGACGCGCUCCAAGCGCGCUGCUGUUCCGGCCAUCUGUGACACGCAGAUCACCCCUGACUGCUUGCAGGCGCUGUACAACAUCCCCACCACGCCGGCGUCCGCCACGGGCAACAGCCUUGGCGUCAGCGGCUUCAUCGAGGAGAUCGCGAACAAGGACGAUUUGGCUACUUUCUUGGCAGCUACUCGCCCUGAUGCUCCCGAUGGCACCUUCACUGCGGUCUCCGUCGAUGGUGGCAUCACUUCUGGCGAUGGUACCGUUGAAGCUACCCUUGACAUCCAGUACACCGUUGGUCUCGCGACGAACGUGCCCACCACGUUCAUUUCCGUCGGUGAGAACAACAAGGAUGGCGAUCUCGGUGGCUUCCUCGACAUCAUCAACGCCCUGCUCGCUGAGGACGCGCCCCCUCUCGUCCUCACCACGAGCUUCGGCUUUAACGAGGCCUCGUUCGCCACCCAGCCCGACCUCGCCGUGAACCUCUGCACCGCGUACGGCCAGCUCGGCGCUCGCGGCACCACCAUCCUCUUCGCCUCCGGCGACGGCGGUGUGUCCGGCUCUCAGUCAAGCACCGCGUGCGACGGCGCCGCCUUCGUGCCCACCUUCCCCUCCGGCUGCCCCUUCCUCACCUCCGUGGGGAGCACGCAAGGCAUCUCGCCCGAGGUCGCCGCGGACUUCUCCUCCGGCGGCUUCUCGAACAUCUUCGCGCGCCCGGCGUACCAGGACGACGCGGUCGCGGCGUACCUGUCGCAGCUCGGGAACACGAACGCGGGCCUCUUCCAGACCAAGGGCCGUGCGUUCCCCGACGUGUCCACUCAGGGUGUGCAGUUCGUCAUCGCAGUCGGGGGUCAGGCGCAGGGUGUGUCUGGGACGAGCGCGUCGAGCCCGACGUUCGCGUCCGUCGUCGCGCUCCUUAACGACGAGCUCCUGAACGCUGGCAAGAGCCCGCUCGGGUUCCUCAACCCCCUAAUCUACUCCAGCGGCUCGGCGGCAGCGUUCAACGACAUCACCUCCGGCAGUAACCCCGGCUGCGGCACCGACGGCUUCCCCGCGCUCACUGGCUGGGACCCGGUCACUGGCUUCGGUACGCCAGACUUUGCCAAGCUCCUCACGCUUGUGACUGGCAGCGCAACGGCCGGCGCCGGCAACGCGACCACUGCUGCCGCCGCCUCCACCGCCGCUGCGACGUCAACCGCUGCUGCGACGGCCACCACCACCGCCGCGACCGGCCGCAAGCACCGCCACCAGAACAAGGUGCAGGCCAACGCCAGCCACUGAGCGCGGGCGAGGGUGCAUGUCAUGCCCUUCGUACCUUGCUUCAGAGGGUUUAUUUUACUCUUUCUCUUGGAUGGUCAGUUGUAGUGGGAGACGAAGUGAAUAUACAGUGAGAGCGAGGGCCACCACGCUUUCCUUGGGACCAAACUUGCGC